CUAAGAAGUAAGAGGCGGAGCUGAGUAAGAGUGAGCGAUGAGUAAGAAAUUGCAACUCCUUCUAGGGUCAGUCCUUGCUGUAGCUCUCGCCAUUUAUGUUUAUCCUACCCAGAAGGGCCAACACUAUCGUAUCUUCAAUCUUAUGGAGCAGAGGCCGGAAACCUUGAGCGCCAAGCCUAAGCAAAACUACAGUUUCUUUUAUCUUGUGCAGCAGUGGCCAAAAACCUUCUGCCUUAAUAAUACAGAUUGUCCAGGUAAUAUCCCCAAUUACUUCACCAUCCAUGGGCUCUGGCCCCAGCCCAAAAAUGCAAGAGAAGGUUUUCUGAUCGACUGCUGUAAAACUUACCGGUAUUCCGACUGUGAAUUUAAGCCGAUUCAAGACAAGUGUUUCCUCUGUGAAUUAGAGAAGGCGUGGCCAAGUCUAAACAAGUCGCGAAACAAUGAAUCCUUUUGGAGAUACCAAUGGGAGAAGCACGGCACGUGCUCUUUGCCUAAUGUUAGCCAAGACCAUUACUUCCAAAGGGCCGUCUCUCUCUACGAUCAAUACAAUCUCAGUGAAAUUAUUCUACGUCACACAGGAAUUCCAAACGAUAACAAUUCUUAUGCAAUCGCCAAAAUCACAAAAGACAUCAAGAACGCAACAAGAGUGAAAGCGCUCAUCACAUGUGGUGGUUCAAAAAAUAUUCCAGAUGAUUAUCUCCAUGAAAUUACACUCUGUGUAAAUGGCGAUGCGAAAAAGUUUCGGAAGUGUCCAGCUCGUCGUAAUAAAUGUAAAUUCGACCAUGUGAUUAUCCCAAGAUAGGCCUUUGGUUAAAUAUAAGAUGUACUUUAUUUUUAUUUUUAUUAAAUUUUGUUUUAGAUAUUUGGUCUGUCCGGGAAAAAAUGGUUAAUGAACUA
This is a messenger RNA of Vitis vinifera (wine grape), 897 nucleotides long. RefSeq names its product ribonuclease 1-like. The transcript is spliced from 3 exons. Gene Ontology annotation, molecular function: ribonuclease T2 activity; RNA binding. Gene Ontology annotation, biological process: RNA catabolic process. Gene Ontology annotation, cellular component: extracellular region. NCBI's taxonomy places the organism in Eukaryota, Viridiplantae, Streptophyta, Magnoliopsida, Vitales, Vitaceae. The record is from RefSeq and is a predicted model, not a curated record. The coding region runs from base 38 to 802 and encodes 254 amino acids.